Molecule: messenger RNA, 903 nt
Organism: Solanum verrucosum
Lineage: Eukaryota; Viridiplantae; Streptophyta; Magnoliopsida; Solanales; Solanaceae
Exons: 2
Coding region: 1-903 (300 amino acids)
Source: RefSeq, a predicted model, not a curated record
AUGGAGCAUGCUGUAAGUAAUCGAAAUGGCCAAAUUUGGUUUUUUUGGAAUAAGGACAUUGAUUCUGUAGUAAUUGAGGAGGAUGAACAACAAAUCACUUCUGAUAUUAGUCAUAAUGAAAUUCAGACUCACUUCACCACAACCUUUGUGUAUGCCAAGUGUAAGGAUCAACUCAGAAGACCUUUAUGGGAUAGAAUGUUGUUCCAUGCUGCUGAAAGCAGCAAACCGUGGUGCUUAGUAGGUGACUAUAAUGUCAUUACUUCGAUGGAGGAAAAGCUUGGAGGGAUACCUUAUAACAUGAGGAAAAGUCUAGACUUCAUUGCAGUGAUUGAAACGUGUGGGCUCAUUGAUCUAGGCUUCAAUGGACAAAGGUUUACUUGGUCCAAUAAAAGGGGAACACAUCACAGAAUCUGGAAACGACUGGACAGGGCAAUGGUUAAUGACAAAUGGCUGGAAACAAUGCAAACUGAAAAGAUUGUCCGCUCCUGGUCCAAAAGGGAAUUUGGUGACGUCUUUGUUAAAGUUAAGGAGUAUGAAGAGAAGGUCAGGAAGGCUGAAGAAAAUCUUAUUCAAGACCAUACUGAAAAAAACAGGACAACACUUCAUGAGCUUAAUGCAAAAUACAUCAGAUUUUUGAAAAUGGAAGACUCCAUUUUGAAACAAAAAACUCAAUUACAAUGGUUCAAAGAAGGAGAUGCUAACACAAAGUAUUUUCAUUCACUGAUAAGAGGAAAGAGAAGAAGAUUGUUUAUACACAAACUUAUCAGUGAAGGAGGGGAGUGGAUACAAGGAGAUGACAACAUUGCUGAAGCUGCCUGUGGACACUUCCAAACGAUUUUCAUAGGGGAGGACAAGGUUAUCAAUGAGAAUGUUCUAAAUUGCAUCCCCAGGAUGGUCAAUUAG